Molecule: messenger RNA, 2265 nt
Organism: Chelmon rostratus (copperband butterflyfish)
Lineage: Eukaryota; Metazoa; Chordata; Actinopteri; Chaetodontiformes; Chaetodontidae
Product: E3 ubiquitin-protein ligase TRIM9
Exons: 12
Coding region: 1-2265 (754 amino acids)
Molecular function (GO): protein binding; zinc ion binding
Source: RefSeq, a predicted model, not a curated record
AUGGAGGAAGAGUUAAAAUGCCCCGUUUGCGGUUCUCUCUUCAAGGACCCCAUCCUGCUGCCCUGCUCCCACAACGUCUGCCUGGCGUGCGCUCGGAACAUCACGGUCCAGACCCCGGAGGGAGAGACCCCGGUGCAGAGCCGCGCGUCCGGCAGCUCCGACUACGACUACCUGGACAUGGACAAGAUGAGUCUGUACAGCGAGACGGACAGCGGAUACGGAUCCUACACGCCGUGCCAGCUCAAGUCUCCCAACGGGGUGCGGGUGUUCCCGCCGGCCAACCCCCACCGACACUGCUCCCUCACCUGCCCGCUGUGUCACAGGAGCGUCUCUCUGGACGAGCGGGGGCUCCGGGGUUUCCCUCGGAACCGGCUGCUGGAGGCCAUCGUGGCGCGGUACCAGCAGAAUCGCGCCUCGUCCGCCUCCUCUUCCUCCAACGCGGUGAAGUGCCAGCUGUGCGACCGCAACCCGGUGGACGCGGCGGUGAUGUGCGAGCAGUGCGACGUCUUCUACUGCAACGCCUGCCAGCAGCGGUGCCACCCGUCCCGCGGUCCGCUCGCCAAGCACCGCCUGGUGCCGCCGCGGAAACAGGCGGCGGGAGGCGGUGCGGCGAGCGGCGGAGGGAGCGGCGGCGGGGGCGGCGGCGGAGGGCAGCAGCCGCCCGCCACCGCGCGGAAACCGGCGACCUGCGUGGAUCACGAAGCGGAAAACUUCAGCAUGUACUGUUACAGCUGCAAAGCUCCGGCGUGUAUGAAGUGUCUGGAGGAGGGAAAGCACGCCAAGCACGACGUCAAACCGCUGGCCGUCAUGUGGAAACAACACAAGUGCCAGCUCUCCCAGGCCCUGAACGGCGUCUCCGACAAAGCUAAAGAUGCCAAGGAGUUCCUGGUUCAGCUGAAGAACAUGCUUCAGCAGAUACAGGAGAACGGCGUGGAGUUCGAGGCUUGUCUCGUGGCCCAGUGCGACUCUCUGAUCGAGGCGCUCACCAGGCAGAAAGCCAAACUGCUCACCAAGGUCACCAAGGAGAAGGAGUACAAGCUGAAGGUGGUGCGUGACCAGAUCACACACUGCACCAUGAAGCUACGUCAGACCACCGGCAUGAUGGAGUACUGCCUGGAAGUCCUGAAAGAGAACGACCCCAGUGGUUUCCUGCAGAUCUCAGACGCCCUGAUCAAGCGGGUGACAUCGUCUCAGGACCAGUGGGUGAAAGGGGCCCUGGAGCCAAAAGUAGGCCCCGAGUUUGACCUCACCCUGAACACCGACUCGCUGCUGCAGACCAUCCUGCUGCUGGACUUCUGCCAGGGCAAAGAUGUGCAGGAGAGUCCGUUAUUGAAACAAAUGCAGGCAGCAGGCAGUGCUGAGGCUGACGUGGAGACAGAGAGCCCAGGAGUGGAGGCCGGACCCUCGGUGCCAGCGGCGCCUCUCCUGCAGCUGGAGAAGUGCUGCACCAGGAACAACAGCGCCACCCUGGCCUGGAGGGUCAUUGCGCCCCCUGGCAGCCCCAUCGAGGGCUACAUCCUGGAGCUGGAUGACGGCAACGGAGGACAGUACAGGGAGGUGUAUGUGGGGAAGGAGACAGUGUGUACGGUGGACGGCCUCCAUUUUAACAGCUCCUACAAUGCCAGAGUGAAAGCCUACAACGGCGUCGGCGUGGGGCCAUACAGCAAGACUGUGGUGCUCAAGACCUCUGAUGGUAGGGUACCAGCAGGUUGUUGUGGCUUCACCUCUGACGGCUGUCUCCUCCCUGCAGUGGCCUGGUUCACCUUUGACCCCACCACAGCUCAUCGCGACAUUGUUCUGUCCAAUGAAAACCAGACAGUGAGCUGCAACAGCUACGACGACCGCGUGGUGCUGGGAACCGCUGCCUUCUCAAAGGGCACCCACUACUGGGAGGUCAGCAUUGAUCGCUAUGACAACCACCCGGACCCUGCGUUUGGCGUGGCGAGGAUCAACACCAUGAAGGACAUGAUGCUGGGGAAAGAUGACAAGGCGUGGGCCAUGUAUGUGGACAACAACCGCUCCUGGUUCAUGCACAACAACUCCCACACCAACAGGGCGGAGGGCGGCAUCACUAAGGGCUCGACCGUGGGCGUCCUGCUGGAUCUGACCAAACACACACUGACUUUCUACAUCAACAAGGAGCAGCAUGGACCGACUGCCUUCGAGAGCCUGGACGGGGUCUUUGUACCUGCAGUCAGCCUCAACAGAAACGUCCAGGUGACCUUACUGACGGGCCUGGAGGUGCCAAAGAAUACCAAACAGUAG